CACAAAGUCUGUCUAGGUUCUCUUCACCUAUUGGUCCCAUUACCCCAAAAAUCCACAAGUAUCUAACAAGAAAACUAAAAUUAAAUAAAAAAACCAGAUAAAUUUCAUUUGAAAGUCUUCAACUAGUCCUGUUCUGUUCUCCUUCUAGUACUUGCUUGUUCUGUUGUUAUUAUGAGAAGAAGAAAAACAAGACCCAAAAGUUCUACUUUCUCACACAAGCUGGUUCUGUGUUCUGGGUUAUGUUUUAUUUUAGUUUUGAUGGAUGAAAUGCAAAGUCAAUCUAAUUCUAUUGAAGAAGAAGAGAAAAGUCUGUGAUUUUGGUCUGGGUAUCUUAAAAAUUGCAGCUUUUUUGAAUUUGCUCAGACAGUGUCAUAGAGUCAAAUCAAUCCUUCUUGUGAUUGUUUGCUGAAGUUUGAUUCAAACUGGUUCAAGAAGAUUACUCAUAAGAUCUGAGAAAGCCACUUGGUUCUGUAAGUAACUUCAUACUCUUUAUAUUUCAGAUUUUCUUGAUUAUUGGUUUUUCCCCAAUUUUGUUGUUAACUUAAUAUUAGAACUUCAACUUUUGAUAACCCAAAUUUAUUGAUCAAAGAAAAGUAUGAUUUUGAAUGAGGGGCUCUCAUGAGCUGACCCUUCCAGGUGGAAUUGGAAAUUUGAAAAGUGGUGGAUCUUAAAAUUUGAAAAGUGGGGUUUUUGAUUUUAGAAAGAAGCAUAUUUGGUGUAGAGGUGGAUUGUUGAGCUUGGGUUUUAAGGAGAAGAAUUUUUGUAAUUAUGGGGUAUCUUUUUCCUCAUUGAUUAGCUUGCUUCACUAUUAGGGGUUUAAUGAAUGAACUUGUUGACAUAAGUGAUGAAAAAAGCAGUACUCAUUACAAUGUUAAAAAGACUAGUAGUAAGUGGGUUGUUGGUUUUUGAUCAAUUUGUAUCGGUUUCUGCCGCUGAAAAUGGAUUUCCUAAUUGUAAUUGCGACGAAGAAGAAGGUUACUGGUGGAGUGUAGAGACCAUUUUACAGUGCCAGAAAGUUAGUGACUUUCUAAUUGCCACAGCUUAUUUUUCGAUACCUAUUGAACUUCUUUACUUCCUUAGUUGCGCCAAUGUUCCUUUCAAAUGGGUUCUGUUUCAGUUCAUUGCAUUUAUAGUUCUAUGUGGAAUGACACAUCUACUCAAUGCGUGGACUUACAGUGUGCAUCCGUUUCAGUUGAUGCUCGCAUUAACUGUGUUUAAAUUUCUCACCGCUCUUGUUUCAUGUGCAACUGCGAUUACUCUUGUAACUCUCAUUCCUCUCCUUCUCAAAGUGAAAGUUAGAGAAGUGUUUUUGAAGAAAAAGGCGUGGGAGCUGGAUAGGGAAGUUGGGAUGAUGAAGAAGCAGAAAGAAGCAGGUUGGCAUGUUCGGAUGCUGACCCAUGAGAUACGUAACACUGUGUUGAAUCUCACUCAUGAACUAAAUGUGAAGAAAUCAUCCAAACCAUACAGUCAUUCAAUUCCAAUUUCGGAUCCAGAUGUAAUAGAGAUUGAGGGGAGUGAAGGAGCCAAGAUUCUUAGACCAGAUUCUGCAUUGGGAUUGGCUAGUAGCAGUGGCUCUGAUGAAGUAGGUGCUGUAGCUGCUAUUAGAAUGCAAAUGCUGAGAGUUUCGGAUUUCAAAGGUGGAACACCAGAGUUGAUCCAAGCUUGUUAUGCUAUUCUCGUUUUGGUUCUUCCUGGUGAAAGUUCUAGAGUUUGGAGCAUUCAUGAAUUGGAAAUAGUCGAAGUGGUUGCUGAUCAGGUUGCUGUGGCACUAUCCCAUGCUGCAGUGCUCGAAGAAUCUCAGUUGAUGAGAGAGAAACUUGUGGAGCAGAACCGGGCUCUCCUACAAGCUAGGAAGGAUGCUAUGAUGGCAAGUCAAGCGAGAAUCUCAUUUCAGAAGGUGAUGAGUAAAGGAAUGAGAAGGCCGAUGCAUUCUAUAUCAGGCUUGCUUUCUUUGAUCCAACAAGGGAAUGUAGGAGAUGGGCGACGGAUUGUUAUUGAUACAAUGGCAAAAACAAGUAGUGUGCUCUCAACACUGAUAAAUGAUGUUAUGGAAAUUUCUGCAACGGGUAAUGGAAGAUUUGCAUUAGAGCUAAGAAAAUUCCGGCUUCAUUCCAUGGUAAAGGAAGCAGCUUGCUUAGCCAAAUGCUUCUGUGUUUCUCAUGAUUUUGACUUCUCUCUUGAUAUCGAAAAUUCACUGCCUGAUUAUGUGUUGGGUGAUGAAAAGAGGAUUUUUCAGGUUUUGCUACAUAUGAUUGGUAAUCUUUUGAAUGGUUGGGAUUCAGGAGGACAUGUAAGUUUCCAGGUUUCCUCAGCAAAUGCAAAUCAUAUUAGGAGGAAUGACCAAAGAUGGACACCCAACUCGUAUGGGGGAUAUUCUAGUGUCAAAUUUGAGAUUUCCAUAAACAGCAGUAAUUCUCAGGACAAUUCGAUGAUGCCAGUACCAAUUUCUAACAGGAAACACAACAGUGACGGAAUUGAGAGUAUACUUGGUUUCAGUGUCUGUCAAAAGCUCGUACAGAUGAUGCAAGGGAACAUCAGAGUUGUUCCAAACUCCCGCGGCAUUCCUCAAAUCAUGACCCUGAUACUUAGAUUUCAUCUUCAACCAGCAUUCGGAGGAGCUUCUAUGUUCGAACCAGAGGCAUCAGUGGAUCACCCACCUUCAAAUUCUCUUUUCAGAGGACUUCAAGUUAUAUUAGCUGAUGACGAUGCAGUCAACAGACUUGUUACACGUAAACUGCUUGAAAAACUUGGUUGCAAUGUUUCUGCAGUUUCAUCUGGAUUUGAAUGCUUGAAUACUCUUGGUUCCACAGGAAACUUUUUUCAUAUAGUUCUAUUAGAUCUUCACAUGCCAGAAAUGGAUGGGUUUGAAGUUGCAGUGAGAAUACGAAAGUAUUGCAGCGGGAAUAAGCCAUUUAUCAUAGCUUUGACUGCGAGUGCUGACGAAAAUGUAGGCGAGAAAUGCUUGCAAGUGGGAAUGAAUGGUGUAAUUAGGAAACCAGUUCUACUAAAGGGGUUGGCUGACGAAUUUCGUAGGGUCUUAAAACUUUCAAUCUAAUGUGUGUGUCGAAAUGAUGUCUGUAGAAGUAACAUUGUAUACUAAAUUGAGUAGCUUACCAAAUUUAUUCUUUUAAAGAGUUUUAGAGAGCUUUUCAGUUGAUUCAUGCACUGUAAUUCUGUAGAUUUUAGAUUUUUUUUUUUAAUGUACUCCUUCCAAGUUCCAAGAA
Molecule: messenger RNA, 3224 nt
Organism: Papaver somniferum (opium poppy)
Lineage: Eukaryota; Viridiplantae; Streptophyta; Magnoliopsida; Ranunculales; Papaveraceae
Product: protein EIN4-like
Exons: 3
Coding region: 845-3055 (736 amino acids)
Biological process (GO): phosphorelay signal transduction system; response to ethylene
Cellular component (GO): endoplasmic reticulum; endoplasmic reticulum membrane
Molecular function (GO): ethylene receptor activity; phosphorelay sensor kinase activity; ethylene binding
Source: RefSeq, a predicted model, not a curated record